This is a messenger RNA of Colletes gigas, 5531 nucleotides long. It is a transcript of the gene Rtnl1, whose product is annotated as reticulon-1-A. NCBI's taxonomy places the organism in Eukaryota, Metazoa, Arthropoda, Insecta, Hymenoptera, Colletidae. The transcript is spliced from 6 exons. Bases 412 to 1779 code for a protein of 455 amino acids. The record is from RefSeq and is a predicted model, not a curated record.
UGCUUCAGAAUUGAGUCCACCCGUCGAUGAGUGAACGUUAAACCGGUUUUCAUUUUCUCAACGUCUGUAGCUUAUUUAUUAACGCAUUAAUAAAAUAUUGUGCGUCGUUUAAUAGUAAGUAAAAAGAGAAAUUGCCAAAUCAAGUCUAUAUCGAACCUUUAGUUUCGAAAUAUUCGAAAAAGUGAAACUGUAUGAACAAGUGAUCGAAAUAGAGUGAAACGUCAACAUCACCAUCGCGAAAAUAACUCUCGCAAACUGCUUCAGUUAUCGAAUAUUAUAGAAAUACGAGAAAGGUUGUAAGAAAGUUUUAUCUGGAAAUCAAAUAAAAGUAAACGGAGGAAAUAGUGAAAGAGUCCUAAAAGGAAAGUUGAAUUCUAUGACAGGAUAAUCGUCUCCUCGCGUGUAGCAAAGAUGGCCGAGUUGAAGGAGCAGCCAAUCAGAAGAGAGCACGAUUCGAUGGACGACUUUGAGCACCUCGAACACGUCCAGGAUGGACAGUCGAGCCACCUUAAUGCUUACACUGAUAAAGUACAAGGAAAUCUAGAACAGAACUUGGACAUGGAAAAGGACAUGAUUAAUUUUUCUCUCAAUCAGUCGACGAUUGAACCCGAAGAUUCCAGAAAAGCUACAUUGUUACUGUUAGACUCGGAGAAAGGUAAAUUGCCCGAAAGUAGUAACUUUGAGGUUAGAUCGAAGGAACGGGAACCUGAUUUGUUAACGGGUAACAUAGAGGACCAAUCGGAAAUUAUGAGUAUGCAACCAACUAUUAAAAAGGAAGAAGAAAAGCAGGAAGCUGUAGAAAAGAAGGAAGAAAUGAUAAAGGAUACAAAAAUUCUAGAUUUUAAACCUGAAACAGUUUCUUCCACGGACGAUUUAUGGAAAAAUAUGGAGAAGCCUCAGCCUGUUUUACAGGAGACACAACCCGUUUCGGAAAAGCCACAGUCUAUUUCGAAAGAAGAGAAAAAAGUAGAAAGUGUGAGUGAUCAGUUUGUCGAUACGGAAAGAAAAGAACGAACCAGUGCGCCAGAAACCGGGGAAUCUGACUUCGAAUCAGAAGUAGAAGCGUCACCGGCGAAAUGCUUUAAGCCGGUAAAACAGGAAGCAGGACGGGAAAGAGUGGAGGAUGUGGAAAUCGCGCCAAAAGAGAUAUUCUGCAGUAUGGGAAUCGACGCAUGGUUUAAUCCCGAAAGACUGAAUCCAAAAGUUGCAGCUUUAAUCUACUGGCGUGAUCCAAAAAAAUCAGGCCCAGUUUUUGGGUGCAUACUCGGCGUACUCCUCUCGCUGGCCUAUUUCAGCUUGAUUAGCGUCCUUGCUUAUUUGUCACUCAUCGUUCUCACCGGCACCAUCAUCUUCAGGAUCAACAAGACCGUUCUUCAAGCAAUCCAGAAGACCUCCGAUGGUCAUCCUUUCAAGAAAAUUUUAGAGCUGGACCUGACAGUGCCCGCUGAAAAGGUGCAUGAGGUUGCAGACGUGGCUGUCGCUCAUGCAAAUGCAGCGGUCAGCGAACUUCGUAGGCUUUUCCUCGUCGAGGACUUCGUUGAUUCCUUAAAGUUCGGAGUCUUACUUUGGUGUCUCACCUAUGUGGGUUCUUGGUUUAAUGGCAUGACUCUGAUAAUAAUCGGGGUAGUUGCUCUUUUUACACUACCGAAGAUCUACGAGACAAAUAAGGCACAAAUUGAUCAGAAUUUGGCCGUGGUGCGUGGCAAGAUCAACGAGUUCACCGCCAAAAUAAAGGCCGCUAUACCGCUUGGUAAGAAAGAGCCAACGAAGGAAGAAUAAAUUGAAGAAUACACCAUCACGCGGGGGCAAAGAACUUGAAAGAGUUUGUUGGGCAACUGAGGAAUUCACGCAGGAAUGAGAAGCAGAAAAUAAACACGAUGCAAACGAACUGAAAAAGGAUACGGAAAUAAAACGUAAAAUAUGAUUCGGUGGAGAACGAAAGAAAAAGACAAGACAAUGAGGAAAUGCAGAAAGAAUGAAGAAUCGAAAAAGAAAAGUAAAAUACGAACGAAACACAAAAGUUGAACACAAGGAACAGCAUACCAGGGAAUAAGAAGAUGAAUAUAAAAAAAGUUCUUAGCGUCUUGAGAAUUAAAUGAAAAUGAAGUAACAUUUUGUUUAAUUUUUGGACUUACCGCAAAUGAAAGAAUUGUAUAAGUAGCUGUAAUACAAGCAUUGAGAAGAAGACGUAUAUGUAUAAGAAAAAGAAAAGGCGGAGAGAAUCACUGAACAGAAAUUUCUUCUAAAACAGUGAACAGAAAAGCAAAUAAAUGUCAAAAUAAAAACAAUUUCAAUAGGACAGAAGGACAACGAAAGGAUCAUUAAAGUGCGUGUAGGAAACAUGUCUUUUCUUAAUAUUUAAACAAUGGCAGUUGAAUUUCAUUGUUCGGCUAUAUCGUAACGCGAAUUUUCCUUUUUCCGGAUCUGCACAGUGUCCCUGUUGAUGGAAAUAAACGAAAACAAGUACCAUUUAGCGAUUAUGUUAAUUCGUUGCGACAUGAAAGGUGGUAGAGAGUCCUUUGGUGUGCUCUACACAAAACCUAUGAAUGGUGCAAUGCGUGUGUGUCUCUUAGGGGUUUCCCGGUUUUUCUUCCCUUUUUUUGUUUUUUUCCUCGCACUCUCCCACACCAGUUGAUUUUUCAUCAUCAGACAUAGGAUGAUAUGCAGCCCCAUUAAAAUCAAUGAUCGUUCAUUUUUAAAAAAUUUGUUCAUUUCAUAGUAGGCAUAUAUAAAUGAAACAAUUUCCUGGUAGAAAAAUUACGAAGGUGUUUUCUUUCUUAGUCCUUAACAAAUUUACUUUUUACUUGCGUUUUUUAUUUAUAGUUUUUAACAGUUGUAGAAUGAACUUAACAAUAUUUUCAGAACAGUGAAGAAUAACUUUUAAAGUAAAAUACUGUUACACGAUCGCAUUCAAUUGUUACGAAUGAAAUAAUACAGAUAGCUUGAAAAGGAACGGAUGUAGAUUAUUUUUCGUUUUAAAAGUUUUGGAUAAUUUUGUUAAGGAAAAGUGGUUUAAAAUAAUUUUUUACUUGAAAUUCAGUUUAGUUUCUUGUGCUUUGAUUUCAUUUAAGAUACAUAAUUGUGUGAAAUUCAGUUGUUUCUUUUCUCAGUAUGUCAUUUUAGGCCAGUUUCCUAAAUUUUUAUUGUUAAAUAGUACUAUCGAUUGUUUCAGAUGUAUGUAAAUAUGCGUCUUAUUUUUUUUAUUUGUUUGUACUUUAAGAAAUGAUUAAACUAAAUUCAGAUUCCUUUAAUAAAAAAGAUCACCCAAAAUCUAUUUAAAAAAUUGAAUUCGGAAAGGUGGAAAUUUAUAACAAAUAAUCUCUCUGCAUUAGCAUAGUCACAGCUAGAUAACAUAUUAAUUUAAUUAAUAAUUAUCUUUGAAGCUUUUCAAGUGUUUUUAUUCCUAUUAUAUUUGGUAUCUCGAAAAUUUAUACGAAACGCGUUGUCAUAGUUAAAUAUAUAUACGAUUAAUUUUGUUUAUCCGUAGUAAAGAACGUUUUCUAUUAAGAAAACAUAUUAUUAAGGAAUAAGACUUGAUUGAAAAACGUAGAUUAUAUAGUUUUAACAAUCGUCCAGUCAAAAACCUCUCGCUCUUCUUUUUAAUAUUAUAUGUUUUAUAAAAACACGUAAGCAGAAGGUAAACAACAGUUAACAGUAAUAAUCAAAGUUGAUAUUGAAAUCGUUGGCAGUAGUAGUAUCGUAUUAUGAUAAUUACAGCAGUUAAUUUUUACUUUGCGCAUAUUAAUUGCCUUAAAAAUAAAAAUUCUGCGUUGUGUGAAAAGGAAGAGUGUAUGUGUGUGUGUAUGCAUAUGAGAGUGAAACCAAGAAAGGGAUGGUGUGACAGAGAGAGAGAGACUGAAGUUUGAAAAGUUUAAUACCGAUUGUUAACGAUGUUGCGAAUGUUGCACAUUCAUCUUGAAUAUUAUUUUUUAAACGACACUAUAAAUGCUAAUAAUACAUAGGUAUUAUUCAAUGAAAUCUGAUUUUAUUUAUACCAUAUUUAAGAUUUAAGACUUUUAUGAAACGUACAGAUAGAACGCUUAUAAAUUUUUAAUUGAUUGUAUUCAUGGUUAAUUAAGGAUUGAUUUUUCUUUUUUAAUAUUAAAUUUGAAAUUUAUUUCUCCAAAAUGAAGUCGUCUUCGUUAGAUUAAAUGUUGGUUAGUUGCCAAUUAAUAGCUGCAAAACAUUUCCUUACUUUACUGUUUAUUGUGUUAUGGAAUUAAAUUCUAUCUCGUUGAUCGAUGAACAGAGUAUACGUUAUUGUUUUGGGGAAAUUUUAAUUUCGCUUAUAAAGAAACAUCCUUAAAAACAUUGUUCCUAAAUUUCUCUCUUAAUAUAUUAUGUUUUAUCGUGAAUUUAAAAACACGCGUUUGUGUUUCUUGUCUGAUUAAAACUAUUUCUUGUUGAUACAAAUGUUAUUCGAUCGGCAUAGUCAUUCUUUAUUGUACAGUUUUAUCGGCCGUGAGAGAUAUACUUUCUAAACGACAGAUUUAUAUGCGAUAGUUUUUCUCAGUACAAACAAGUUGCAAAGAUCUGCAUACAUCUGAUUAUCUUGGAUGAAUGUUUUUUAUUAAAUUCAUCGAUUUACUCUUGCAACAGCGAAAUAUUGUUGAAACAUUACUUUCAGUAAUAACACAAUUUCGUUGGACAAACGAUGAAAAAUUUUUUUGAAAAUUAAACCGAUCGAGCACGUUAGUGGGUCUGCAUAAUAAUCGAUCCCUUAAUCAUCAACCAUUAACAAUUCUUCAGAGAGAAUGAUUGCGACGAGUGUGUACGCGCGCGCGUGUGAAUAAAAAAAAAACGACGCCGUCUGUUUUUUCUUCGGCGGUCUCGAAGAUUUUUUUCUUCGAUUAAUGCAAUUAUCGCUAUUACAUUACUAAGUGUAACUAUAUGGUUAAACAUUACGAUGGAAAGUUGUUGGCUGAAUUACAAGUUUUUAUUACAAUAAUAUCGUUCCAAGUAAAUCGAUGUUGGUACUGAAAUUCCGUUAGAAUUUUUUAAAUCGUGUUGCAUCGUAAAACAUCAAAUGUAUUUAAUCAGCAAAUUUGAAAGUCUCCAAUUUUUUAACCUAAUUUUUAUACAACGUGAUUUGAAACAGAGCUUUUUAGAACUUUGAAAUCUUCCAUAAAAGAAACGAACGAUGUCGCUUAAAAGAUAUUAUACAUUCUUAUAAUACACGUUUCAAAAUGCUCUGUAUAACUUGCGGUGUAUUUCCAAAAAUUGAAUGCUUUUAAAUUACUUUGAACCAGCAUAAAAAGUGUAGUCGCAUCUCUUCUUUUCUACGAUGGCACGAUUUAACAGGAUCUGAAUGAAAUUUUGUCGGAUGCCAAUCGUCGUUCUUUACUUCAAAAUAUGGCGUCCGAAAAGUGACAACAAUGGUAGGAAAAAAUGCGAGUAAAAUGGCUAGAGACACUGAAGAGGAAAAGUCUCUUUCAGAAUGCGACUUGUAAUACACGUAUCGCUUAUUGACGUUUUCAUUAUUGCAUCUGCAUCCGCACGAUUAAUUUAUAAAUAAAUUAUAUUAAACAAGA